GUAGCCACUUCACUAUAUCUAUACACACUAACAUUCCCUCUGGCUCAUUCAAUGUAUUCCCUACCAUCAAGCACAUGAUGGAUGCUUCAUUACUUACUUGGAUACUCUUCUCAUGCUUCCUCUUCUUGCCAACUUGCACCGAUGCCAAGCAAGCUGACCUUCUUCGUAGUUUGAUCAGAUCCAAUAGGUCAUCUAGUGGUCGCUUUGAUGGUUUCUUGCAUCUUGUGAACGGGAGUGAAGCAUCGCCACCGAUUUAUGUUGCUCCACAGAAUGGGCUGAAAGAUUUAGAUAAGAUUGAUGCAUUGCCUGGCCAGCCUAAAGGUGUAAGCUUUGAUCAAUAUGCUGGUUAUGUGACGGUCGAGCCGCAGAAUGGAAGAACACUCUUCUACUACUUUGUUGAGUCCCCACGGGAUUCAGAAAAGAAACCACUUCUCUUAUGGCUUAAUGGAGGUCCCGGAUGCUCCUCCUUGGGAUAUGGAGCCUUGCAGGAAUUAGGACCCUUCAGAGUUAACAGUGAUGGCAAAACCCUUCUCAGAAAUAACCAUGCAUGGAACAAUGUUGCAAAUGUGAUCUUCUUGGAAUCUCCGGCGGGUGUAGGGUUCUCAUACACCAAUACAAGUUCAGAUUACAAAAACAGGGGGGACAAGAGAACAGCAGAAGACACCUAUACCUUUCUAGUCAAUUGGUUGGAGAGGUUCCCGGAAUACAAGACCCGAGAUUUAUUCAUAACUGGCGAGAGCUAUGCUGGCCACUAUGUCCCUCAGCUUGCCAGUCUUAUUCUUCUGAACAACAAGAACCCCAACAAACCAAUCAUCAACCUAAGAGGCAUAGCAAUGGGCAACGCAUACAUCGACAGCAACAUAACUGAGAUGGCAAUGUACGAGUUUUUGUGGAUGCAUGAUAUGUAUUCCGACAGGACCCACAAGCUGAUUCGGAGGACAUGUAACAUUUCAGAUAUGUCUUCGCCAGAGUGCAAACAUGCCACAAAUCUGGCCGAUAUGGAAAUUGGGUCGAUUAAUCCCUACAAUGUGUAUGCUCCACUUUGCACUGAAAAAUCACACAAAGCAACUUGCAUUACCAGUUCGAAUGUCGAGUUUGAUCCCUGCACCGAUGAGUACGUUGAUGCAUAUCUUAAUCAACCAGUGGUGCAAAAGUCUCUUCAUGCAGUUCCAAGCCUAUGGACGCACUGCAGUCUUGGUGGUUGGAGGGAUUCCCCUGAUACCAUGCUGCCUAUGAUCGAGCAAUUGACGACGAGUGGCAUAAGAAUUUGGUUAUACAGUGGUGACAUGGACUCAGUUGUUUCAGUAACAUCCACAAAGUACUCUUUAAGAAUGCUUGGCUUGCCCAUCAAAAGUCCAUGGCGCCCAUGGCAGGCCAAUGGUGAGGUAGCAGGCUAUGUUGUAGCAUACAAAGGACUUACUUUUGUGACAGUAAGAGGAGCUGGCCAUGAAGUACCGAGCUACCAACCUGAAAAGGCUCUGGUCAUGAUCUCUGCAUUCCUUAAGGGAAAGCUUCCUCCUCCUCCAUGAGAAGCAUCAUCCCCUCACCCUCUGUCUACUUUAUGGAACAAUUGUAUGCAUUCAUGAGAUGUAGUACACGUGAUAUCCUUAAUGUGCUUGGUACUAAUAUAUCCUGCCGUUCUAGCAAUAAUACCGAUCCUCUUUAAACA
Phoenix dactylifera (date palm) is the source of this 1669-nucleotide messenger RNA. Its product is annotated as serine carboxypeptidase 1-like. The record is from RefSeq and is a predicted model, not a curated record. Gene Ontology annotation, cellular component: vacuole. NCBI's taxonomy places the organism in Eukaryota, Viridiplantae, Streptophyta, Magnoliopsida, Arecales, Arecaceae. Gene Ontology annotation, molecular function: serine-type carboxypeptidase activity. Gene Ontology annotation, biological process: proteolysis.